Messenger RNA from Plectropomus leopardus (leopard coralgrouper), 513 nucleotides. Lineage: Eukaryota; Metazoa; Chordata; Actinopteri; Perciformes; Serranidae. The record is from RefSeq and is a predicted model, not a curated record.
CUUCCGCCUGUUUGAUGAGCAGAAGGACGUGCUGAUCCUGGUGUUUCUGGAGGACAUUCCCGCCACUGAGCUGUCUCCUUACUACCGCAUGAGAAAGCUGCUGAAGAGGUGGACCUAUCUCAGCUGGCCUCGAGCCAAGGAGCACCCUGAACUGUUCUGGGAGAAACUCCGUCAGGCUCUGGAGACUAAAGACGAUCUUGGUGAGGACAGAUUUAACCUCACUGUGGUGGACAGACCUUGAUGGAAAGGGAACUACAAUCCACUGUGGUAGACUCAGCGACAGUGUGGUGGAUUGGUUUGAGUCUUCUUGUUGGCUUGUGUAACCACAAAAUUUCAAAACGUAUAUCUGAUGGACGUUGCUGCCUUUGCAGAGUUUGUCGUACAACAUGGGUGUUGAGAAUUCAGCGUCAAAUUGAGAAUACAAUUUCACAUGCUAGCUACGAUCUGGAGCUAUGACAUCAAUUGGAACAAAGGAUUUCAUCGGUCAAACCUUUUUUUCCGCAGCUGAAAAUC